Messenger RNA from Aspergillus steynii IBT 23096, 873 nucleotides. Its product is annotated as CSN8/PSMD8/EIF3K family protein. NCBI's taxonomy places the organism in Eukaryota, Fungi, Ascomycota, Eurotiomycetes, Eurotiales, Aspergillaceae. The record is from RefSeq and is a predicted model, not a curated record. Gene Ontology annotation, biological process: COP9 signalosome assembly; protein deneddylation. Bases 17 to 454 code for a protein of 145 amino acids. Gene Ontology annotation, cellular component: COP9 signalosome. The transcript is spliced from 2 exons.
AUACGAAGCUCGCGCGAUGACGCAACGAAUGCCUCCAAACCUAUCCCAACAAGACUCGUCCCUACAGAACUGCUUGGUACUCCUGCGCGCCGUUUGGCAGCGGGAGUAUGAACAGGUAUACAAGAUUCUUAGAGAGCUGCCGUGGUCCGAGCCACUGAAACAAGUGGUAAACAGCUUUGAAACUCAUUUCCAGGAAAAAACGCUCAAAGAGGUCAGCGGGGCCUACGAGGCGAUUCGACCGGCAGCGGCUGCCAGUUACCUCGGCCUGGACCCAGACUUGGCGGAGAAGGGAGAUCCGGCCAUUAUACAGAAGUUCACAGCCCGUGGAUGGACAUGGGACGAAAAUACUAUGCUCCUUCGCCCGAAACCUAUCCCCACGGCCCUUGAAACAGACGGCGAUCUCCAAAAUGGGCUGGACCAGAUCAUGGCGUUAAUCGGCAAGCAUGCAGCUUAAAGCGGAGAAUAGGUUCCGACACCAUGACAUCCGAUCAAAACCCAGGCUACCAUUCUGAUGGCGAAUCAAGGAGGUACCGGCGCCAACAAAGAUGGCUUAAUGCCACUGAAGGGAUAGGCCCUAUUACUCGACAAUGGCCCCGAUGACCUUACAGAUUACAGAGCUACAUGUGGGGGAAGGCUGUGAUGUUCCAAGGGCGCGCACGGGACAAAGAGUUCAGCAACGACACGGCAGCAUACAACAGAAUCACUUGCUCUUCUGGUCCAACUGUAGUGUACAGAUGCACGGCAGCCCAGGGUAUGUACAAGACUCGGAGAGAAUCUCUAAACGAAGUAAAAAGCAAAAAAGAAAAAGAAAAAACAUCAUUCCUUUCGCUCGCAAGGACACGACUCGGGGAAAUUAGACCAAACAAUAAUACA